GUGACUGCCGCCCCCCCCUCCGCGGCCCCCGCUGCCCACGGUUCCGGCGGCGGGCCGGGCCGAGCCGCCAUGCCGCGGUACUGCGCCGCCGCCUGCUGCAAGAACCGCGGCGGGCAGAGCGCCAGGGACCGCCGCAAGCUCAGCUUCUACCCAUUUCCACUUCAUGAUAAAGAGAGACUUGAGAAAUGGUUGCGGAAUAUGAAACGAGAUGCAUGGACUCCAAGUAAACACCAGCUUCUAUGCAGUGAUCAUUUUACCCCCGAUUCCCUUGAUGUGCGAUGGGGCAUACGAUACUUGAAACAUACAGCUGUACCAACAAUUUUCUCUUCCCCAGAUGAUGAGGAAAAAGACUCUUCUCAGAACAGCCCACAAGAGAUAAAGAGAGAAGACCCAGCAGAAACAGCUAAAAAUAUAGAGUCCGAGAAAGUACCUGUAUCACUUGAACUUUGUAGACCAAAUAAAAGUCCUGCAAUGGCGGAAAAUCUAGAUGAAAAAGCAGAAGUAGUUUGCUCAACUGCAUUGAGUAAACCUUUACAAAUGCAAAAACUACAACUUCAAAACAGAGAAGACUUACAGGCAGACAGUGUUAUUCUUGACAAUUCAUCUCAGCAGCAUAUACAUCAACCUGAUCCUGUUUUAUUGGCAACAGCAGUCCAGAACAUGGAAGCCGCCAAUGUUCAUACUUCUGUAGAGGAUUCAGUAAGUUGUACAGCUACAGUCUUGCAAUUUUCAGACCCUGAUUACUUGAAUUCGUCUCUGAAGUUGAACAACGCUUUAGGUUCAAUAACUGACUAUGCACUUGAAAACCCAAACUCUCAUGUUUUAGGCUGUUCUGUUGAAGUACAGCCUACAAGUGAAAACACAGUUUUAGUCAGUACAGUCACACAAACUAUUGAACAAUUUGAUGGAGGUGAAGAAUCUGUCAUUGCCAUCAUCCUACCAGCUGAGAGUCCAAAAGACUCUGAAAUAAUAGAUAGUUCUUUCUCACCUAUUAAGCAAGAAUUUCUCGACAUGGAAGAAGCAGAAACAGAUAAAUCUGUGUAUAUGAAUGCAUAUAGUGGAAGUGAAGUGUUACAAACUGAGCAUUCAUACUGCAAACAAGACAUAGACAGAGAGCACCUCUGGCAAAAGAUUUCAAAGCUUCACUCUAAGAUAACUCUACUUGAAAUGCAGGAGAUAAAAACUUUGGGGAGACUCAGGUCCUUGGAAGCUCUUAUUGGACAAUUGAAGCAAGAAAACCUUAUUUCUGAAGAAAAGCUCAAGAUGGUAGAAAACUGCUUCACAACACUUGAAGUGACUAUGAUACAGUAAAGACUUUCAGUUAUUGUUCCACAGUAUCUUUUCAUCCUCUUGACUGUCCUUUGGAACAAAAUAAGUUUUGAUUCAGUCAUGGUAUUUUAAAUAUCUAAUGCAAAAUGUGUGAAUAGCAAAUACCCUUAAUGUUACAUCAACUCCUGUCAAUGCUAGAUGGUAGACCAUUGCCCAUAAAAUACGACUUGCAAGUGAGCUUUAAAAGAAAAGCUAAGCCUGUUAGUCUUAUUGAAGUAUGUAAAGCAAAUCAAUAAAAAUAAGCUGAACUUUUCCCGAUGGCGGGCUUCACUGAAACAUGAAAAUCUUGCAUUUGGGGCAGCAGUAGAAUGGACAGUGUAACUUGGUAGAAUGGAAAAUUAUAAAACAGCUGUCUGAAAAGCAAAAAAACUCUCCUGGUUCUCUUUCAAACCAGUAAGGAGGUAUGUAAUACACAUUGUCCAGUGAGGCCACAAUUACUCUUUGGUCUUCUGUUCAUCUCGCAUUAAUUGUGAUAGCUUUUUGUACAUUUUGACCUUAUUAAAUUUGACCUUAUUAAUUUUUUCUGCAAUAAAAGGUGUGUCUGUUCAUCUA
Oxyura jamaicensis (ruddy duck) is the source of this 1881-nucleotide messenger RNA. RefSeq names its product THAP domain containing 5 (gene THAP5). The coding region runs from base 70 to 1311 and encodes 413 amino acids. NCBI's taxonomy places the organism in Eukaryota, Metazoa, Chordata, Aves, Anseriformes, Anatidae. The record is from RefSeq and is a predicted model, not a curated record. The transcript is spliced from 3 exons. Gene Ontology annotation, cellular component: nucleus.